ACGAUAUUGAAAUACAGGGACAUACAGGAGGCAAGCAUGAAGAUCCUGAUCUGCUUCCUUUUGCUGGAACGUCUGAAGAUUUUCGAAAACUGCUAUCCACUGGAACAUAUGAGUCGUUUGAAAAUAGAGUUUUCCUUUGUGGAAGUUGCGCAUGUGGAAAGUCCACCCUUGCAAGUGUUCUGAUUGGUAGCCAAAUACCACUUACAUGGAAAUCAACAGAUGGAUUAGUUAUACACUUUGGUCGAAAUGGUAUCAACUUGGAAAGUUUUGAGAUGGUCCCUUUAAAAGAAGAAGAUAGAGGUCAUAAUGUGUUGACCAAGUUAGUAAUUGGAAAACCAAAUCGUGAGAUCACUACACGUCAAACUGUUGAUAACCAACAGGACCUGUGCUAUGCGCCAUCCUCUAAUGAUUUGACAGAAUUAAAUCUUCAAGUUACUAAGUUUGAUGAUAAUUUCAGUUUCAGUUCAAAAGUUUCUGUAUUAACCGAGGCUGACAUUGGAGAAAAUGAAGUCUUGCCGCGUGAAAAGACCAGUAUAUCUGAAAUCAAAAAUAAUACAUCGAUUAGUCUGCCUCACGUGAAAAAAGUUGAAGCCUAUGCUGUGCAUGAUGACAUUUUAAAAGAAGUUGAGAGUGGUCAAUACAAAGUUAAGAUUGCACCUUCAGAUUUAGUUGACUUUGGCGGUCAACGAUCGUAUGAUAUGACCCAUCAGUUAUUUGUUCAGCACGGUGGUACAUUUGUAGUGAUGUUUGAUGGCAGUAAGGAUUUUCAGGAACCUCUGACAGAAUAUCCUAUAUGAGAUAUUUCUAAUGAAUCUAUUGUGAAACAUUGGGUCAACUCAAUACUCACCUACUGUGUUGAUGAUAGUGAUGUCAUGCCAACGAUCUUGUUUGCUGCAGCGCAUAGGGACAUUCUCUCGGAUGAUAUGCAAAAGAAAAUGACUAGGGAAUUUGUACAGAGAGUCACUGAAAUGUUUGGUUCCCAUGAAAUGAAUAAACACAUUGUUUUCGAUCCAGUUUUCUUUAUAAAUGGUACAGACAAAGACGAUCAAGAAAUUCAGAAUUUGAAAAACCAACUUGUCACUAUUGCCCGGAACAAGCCAUCUUGGGGACUACGGCGUCCAAUAAUUUGGGUCCCAAUUGAGCUUUUGAUCGAUAAUAUGAUCAAAGAUAAUAUUCAUAUUAUACCAAAAGCAUAUUUAGCUGAAGCAAACACAAUGAAUAAAGAUUUAUCACUCUCUGACAAACAACUGGACGAUUUUCUCUUAACACAACACGCAUUGGGCAAGAUCAUGUACUUCAAUCAACCAGAACUUAACAAUUUCAUCAUUCUGUAUCCUCCUGCAUUGAUCAAUAUUCUGAGGUCCUUUAUCACAGAUGAAACAUUUUGGCCCAAAGAUGAGACCCUUAGAAAUAUUCUGAGAAGAAUGACAGAAACUGGUAAAAUACAUAAAACCGAUCUCAUUAAACUAUGGCAACAGAAACAAUUCGUUCAUCAUAUACCAGAUGAUGACUACAAAGAGUUUAUUAUUCAGGUUCUUGUGCAUCUCGAUGUUUUGGUCCUGCCAAAACGAUACUCUGGCCAGGAUGACACACACGUAGAUUAUUUUUUAGUUCCAUGCACAGUUAAACACAAGAUGCCGAUGUCCUUUCUGGAUGACAAAUCAUUUGCAAACAGAACAAUUGCGUUGGUCUAUCAAAUACGAAAGUCAUCCAUACCGUCGGCAUUGUCUUUCAAACUGAAAGGUGCUGUUAGUGGUAUUUGGCCUAUCAAAGAGGUGAACGAACGUCCAUUAUUAUACCAUUCCUCAGCUGUACUAUGUGUUGACAGCCAAACCGAGUUUCGAAUAAUGGUAGAAGACAAGAGAAUUGUCGUCUAUCUUACAAACAUGUCAUCUAGGUCUUGCAUCGCCCCAGAUAUCGCAGCCAGUAUUCAAGAGUGCUUGACCGUUACUUUACAAGCUGUUUUGAAGUUUUAUCUAAUCAGCAUAGGAAAGAACCACCAACAAGUACAUGUGUCGAAUCUCUUCCACAUUGAAGUCGGAGAAGUUUGUGGCAGAUCUCCAUGUGUGGUACCAAUUUCAAAGGCGAAACAAAUUUCUGAUUGGGUGUGUGUUAGUGGAAAUACACAUUUCUCCAGAGAUCCUUUACUGUGGGUUUUUAACAAGACACAGCAAGAAUGCCCAUCCAAUUGUCCAGGUCUUGACGAAACUGUCCUGGCAAUGUCACCAAGUGAGCAACAUCUAUCAAGACUUGCCUAUCAACUGAAUAUUCAAAGUUGUAGGGAGUUGAUAAUUCACCUCGGGAUACAACUGAAUGACUGGGAAGAUUUUGAGUACAGUUACACACGCAUGCCUGUUAUUAUCAAAAUCAUGGCAUUGAAUUUCUGGAAAACGAAAAACAUAGUGGGAAGACCAAAAAAAUCAUUCAACAACUUGCUAGAUGCACUGAAGGCAGUUGGCGACAAAAGGCAUUUACUUUGCAAGGUGUUUAGGGAAGACACACAUUUGCUAGAUAUUGCAGAUUUUCGACUACAAGAAGUUCCACAUGAUGAUGUUUUGCAAGGUCUCCCAAAGAACCUUAGUAACUGCCCUAUACAACUCGGAAUUGAGUUAGGAAUAAGUGUUAGUUCGAUAGAGGAGACAAUGACUCGGCAUCCAAGGGAUAUGUACCUUCAGAUGGAAGACAUCCUGAGAAAAUGGAAAUUGUCAGGAGAAGUAAAACCUACAAUAUACAGGUUGAUGCUUGCUCUGGAACGCGUACAUACUGGAGGGUUGGAUUAUUUAAAAGACAUCUAUCUUGGGCAGUAAUCCAUGUUAAUGUUCGACAAAUUUUGAAUGGUAUUCGUGACAUGUCUUUCUUAACUUAAAAAGAUACCGUAUACUAGUGUCGAUUGGAACAGAAGUCAAGGAUAUCAAAUAGUUCUCUGGCAAAAAUGUAGAAGAAACUAUGUCUAUCUGAUUUAAAAGCAAGAAAUAUAGAAACACGAUAUAACAUUUGACCUUUGACUUAUUUACUUUACUUCUAAACAUUUUACAACUUGUAAUAGAAUUCAAUAUCAAGCUAAGUUAUUACAGAUAAAAAAAAUUGCAAAAUUAACAAUAACAUGCUUAUAGAUAUAUAAUGCUUUUAAAUGUAUUUGUUGAAUUGCAGUGCACGGGAAAACAAAACAUUUAUGGUGUGUACUACCACAGAUUGGCAAAAGGCUUGUGAUUUGUUUACAAAUGCUUGAUUUGAAGCAACAUUACUACUUUACUUGUACCCUGGUGUACAAAGUUUUGAUUGCACGUCUUGGACUUUAAUUGUGUCCUGCAAAAUAUAUGAUUCAUAUAUAAAUGUAAUUGUAGUAAUAGGAAUACAUAAUGUAAUAUACUCUGAAUUUUGUACCUCUAGUUGUUUGCAUAUAAUAUAAAUGAAUCACAGUUGUAGUAGCUGUUUAUUCAAAGUUUUCAGUUUUGUUUUUCGAUAAAGUUUCAUGUGUAUAAUAUAGGAAAUUUAUUUUUCUAUUAAUCAUACUUUUGAUAAAAUAAAAUAUAGUUCAUAAGAACAUUAAACGGAACACUUUUACUGCAUCAGAUAUGCAAUUGAACAACAAAUGUAUAUGGUGUGAUUCCCGACGCAAACUUAUCGGGAAAUCCAAAUGUUGAUAUAAACGUUGAAUCGCUUAAUAUGUAACCAUACAGAGUUUAUAUCUUAGAGUUUAUAUUCCAGGGCUUGCAUUUCCUAUCAGGAUUUUCUUGGUAGAGGGUUUCAGGUUGUUUUAGUCGUAUAUUAAAAUAAACACCUCAGGAUCAA
Mytilus californianus (California mussel) is the source of this 3792-nucleotide messenger RNA. RefSeq lists its product as uncharacterized. The transcript has 9 exons. Gene Ontology annotation, biological process: signal transduction. Bases 873 to 2807 code for a protein of 644 amino acids. Gene Ontology annotation, molecular function: protein binding. NCBI's taxonomy places the organism in Eukaryota, Metazoa, Mollusca, Bivalvia, Mytilida, Mytilidae. The record is from RefSeq and is a predicted model, not a curated record.